Messenger RNA from Spizellomyces punctatus DAOM BR117, 1244 nucleotides. RefSeq lists its product as uncharacterized. Gene Ontology annotation, cellular component: Golgi apparatus; endoplasmic reticulum. The record is from RefSeq and is a predicted model, not a curated record. The coding region runs from base 29 to 1099 and encodes 356 amino acids. The transcript has 11 exons. Lineage: Eukaryota; Fungi; Chytridiomycota; Chytridiomycetes; Spizellomycetales; Spizellomycetaceae. Gene Ontology annotation, molecular function: protein-cysteine S-palmitoyltransferase activity. Gene Ontology annotation, biological process: peptidyl-L-cysteine S-palmitoylation; protein targeting to membrane.
GUGGGCGAGAGAACGUUUGAAGGUAACCAUGAUGUUUGGUUGCACCCGACGAAAAUGUAUAAGAACGGUAGGGGUACUACCUGUAGUGUUUGUGGUGUGUCUUGUAGCAUGGUCCUACUAUGCGUACAUGUUUCGGUUUUAUCCAAAGUUAGUCUACCCGAACAGUCUAGUCCAGAGUGGUCUCUAUUUUGUACUUCUACACUUCCUCCUCGUCAUGUUUGUCUGGAGCUAUUACCGCGUAGUUAGCACGUCUCCGGGACACCCCAUCAAGAUAGUUGCCGUUCCCCCUUCCUCUACGCGGCUUGUGCCGCGAGGCAUUGAGUUGAACGAAGGUGUGAGGCGAGCAGAUUAUCCACCACCUCUAAUACCAAUCAGCCAUGUCGCUGACAGCAAUAUGGGAUCUGGUGACUCGCUAUUGGAGGAGGAAUCUGAUCGCGGGUACACCGCGGUAUCACUACACCGGGAGGACGAUGAAGAUCUACGGGCAUCUGCACGACCGUUGGAGACGAAGCGGGAUGGUGGGCGGAGAUUUUGCACAAAGUGCAACAAUUGGAAACCAGACCGCACACACCAUUGCUCUGUUUGUGAAAAAUGCGUGCUGAAACUUGAUCAUCACUGUCCCUGGGUGAAUAAUUGCGUUGGAUUUGCGAACUACAAAUAUUUCUAUCUCUUUGUCACGUACACCAUGCUAUAUUGUUUAUUUAUAUUCUUUACAAUGAUGGGUACAAUAUUGUGGUAUGGUGGAGAUGACUUGAUGAAGGGUCUUUACGGCAUCGAUUUUCACACGAUAAUGCUUUUCAUCGUGAGCGGCAUCUUUGCUCUCUGCCUCCUCGUUUUCGUUGCUGUACAUGCGGGUCUCAUAUCGAGCAACAAGACGACGAUAGAGAGUAUGGAAGGAGCCCGAAGGGUGAGACUUGAGGAUAACAGUGUGCGGCUGGCUCGACAUGUCAACAUAUACGAUCUUGGCGCAAAGGAGAAUUUCCUUCAAAUCUUUGGGGCAAAUUGGAGGUUAUGGUUUGUGCCGUUACCAACAAGUCUGGGCGACGGGCAUUCAUUCCCCUAUAACCGGGAGACAUAUCGAAGCCUCCUCGAGGUGUGACGUAUUUAUCAUUCUUUUCUCGGGGGGCAGAAGCAGCGUCUAGUCGCAUGUUGUACCAUAUAGUUGGAUAGAGGUUGGAGAGGUACCAUUGCGCUUAAGGAAAAUAUUAUAGAUUAUGGUUUCGCGAAAGGACCCUUAUGAUGCA